Messenger RNA from Thecamonas trahens ATCC 50062, 1599 nucleotides. RefSeq names its product Na-Ca exchanger/integrin-beta4. The record is from RefSeq and is a predicted model, not a curated record. The transcript is spliced from 2 exons. Bases 9 to 1568 code for a protein of 519 amino acids. Lineage: Eukaryota; Apusomonadida; Apusomonadidae.
UCUUCACCAUGAUGAAGGAUCUGGCUACGGUGGCUUUGCUUGCUGCAGUGGCUCUGCUUGUGGCGCAGCCUGCUGUGGGUGCCAAGAGCCUCGACCUGGAUGUGGUCGGUGUGCACAAGUAUACUGAGCUGCUGACCGGCAACACGGAGGCACUGGUGACGGUCUGCCCGGUACCUGUGGAGAUCAUGCGGCACACGGUCGAGUGCGACGUGGAAUCGUUUGUCAAGGUCGGGCUGGAGUACGCCAACGAGGUGGGGCCAGGCAACCGGUCUGCACUCGGUUACGAGGUGCUGGACAUUGUCAACGAUUUCCUGGACUCUGCCAAGGGCACGACGCCGGUCAACGACGUGUGGGGCUACUACUCGCAGGAGACCGGGAUGACGCUGGCGGUGGUGGGCGCCGGCAACGGAGUCUCGAUUCUCGACACGACGGUGCCGCAGGCGCCGGUCUCGGCGGCGUUCUUCAAGGGCUACUUUUCCAUCUGGCGCGACCACAAGGCGUACUCGAACUACAUUUACUCGGUCCACGACUCGAUGUACGGGCAGGCGUUCAUCGACUCGCUGACCAACGUGGACCCGACGUAUCUCGAGCCGUACAAGACCGGUGACGGACUCUCUGUCAUCGACGUCUCGUUCCCGCGGACGCCCAAAGAGGUGAAGCGCGACAACAGCGACUUUGAGUUUGCGCACAACAUCUUUAUCGAGACGGACCGGCCGUACGCGUACGUGUGCGGCGGCGACGUGACUAAGGGCAUGGCGUCUGCCGGUGGCAUCCGGGUCUAUGACCUGUCUGACCCAGAGAACCCGGUGUCGAUUGCCACCUGGGGCGACUUUUACGUCCACGACCUGGUGGUGCAGUACCGUGAGGACGCCGGGUACGUCCUCUACGCGUGCGGCAUCAACGAGACGCCGCCGAACCCUUCGCUCUUCCUUCUCGGCGUCAACGACCCUGCCGGCGCUGGCGUGGAGACCAUUUCGAUCUGGCCGACGACGUACAAGCUGACUCACAACGCGUGGCCGACGCUCAACAACGAGUACCUGUAUGUGACCCACGAGGACAUCGGCUCGCCGGUGACCAUCUUUGACAUCCGCGACGUGCACGCGGUUAAGGAGGUCAAUGAGAUCUACAUCGUCAAGGACAACGACGGCGUCUCAGCGCACAACGCAUUUGUCAAGGGCGAGGAUGAACUGUGGAUUUCUUACUACACUGAGGGCGUUGUGGUGUACGACAUUUCCGACCCAGUCCACCCGGUUGUUGCCGGCCAGUACGACACCUCGCACCUCAAGGUAGGCUUUGGUGGCGCUUGGGGCGUGUGGCCCGGCUACGGCGAUCCCAACCCGUACAUCUAUGUCUCGGACAUGCAGCACGGCCUGUUUGUCAUCGAGCCCAAGGACGUGACCCCGGCUGCGCCUUCGCCAAUCCCGGCGCCGGCCAAGACCUCGCUGGCCGGGCCGUACGCGGUCUCGUUCAUUUCGCUCUUUAUCGGUUUUGCUGCUGCCGCCGGCCUCGCCUUUAUUGUGAUCAAGGCCCGGUCGUCGGGCGGGGCAGGGGCGUAUGUGGCGGUGUAAUGGCAGGUUUAAAGGGAGCAUGUGUGCGCUA